Messenger RNA from Closterium sp. NIES-67, 2537 nucleotides. The record is from the annotation of a GenBank genome assembly. NCBI's taxonomy places the organism in Eukaryota, Viridiplantae, Streptophyta, Zygnematophyceae, Desmidiales, Closteriaceae.
UCAUUCUCGCUCACUGUCCUCCUCGCCUCACGCGUCUCCUUCCCGCCAUUUUCGCCGCGCUCCCUGGGCCCUCGCUCUCGCGGCCGAUGAUUGCGCGCAGCUACGGCUAGACCCACGGGUUACUCGCGCUGUUCCUUAUUGCUCGCUGCAAUUCUCCCGAGAAAGAUUCGACUCCCCCCCCCCCUCCUCCCCCGACGACGCCCCCUUUUGCUCCGUUAUCCCCGUCCCCGACGCCCCCUAUUGGUUUCAGGCGCCCUCGUCCUUCCCUUAGGCCCCCCCGCGCCUCCGCCUGCGACCCCGCGGACAUUCUCUGGGCGUCGCAGAUUUGUCGCGGGAUGUCGCCCGCCGCAUGUCAUGCCUCUGCAUCCCAACCUAACACUCCCUCCCUCGUUUCUCUCUUUGAUAUUCGCUGGCAAGGCCUUGUCGCGCAGUCGCACAACGACGCGGGAACGCACGCGCUCUCGCUCUCGCAAUCGCUCGCGCAAUCGCGCGAAUCGUAUAUGAACGAGCGGCAGGAUGCCUUGCCGCGUGAAGCGACCCUCCCACUCGGUCGCCUAGUGCAGGGAAAAUCACAGCAGCCGCCGCUGUCGCAGUGUCACCUCCUAUCGCAAUCGUCGUCGCAAGGUCUUAAAGUAGAAACAGUGGCAGUGGAGCAACAGCAGCAACAGCAGCAACAGCAGCAGCCUCGGUGCCGGCGGUCUCAGGCGAUGGGGUGCGUUCCCUCCCGUUUAGCCAUUGAGUGUUGCUUGUCCGCUGGCGCUCGUCCUGUAAAGGGAAGUGCUAAUAUCGAGAGUAGCGGCAAGGCUGCGAGCCCAAGCGGCCUCCAGAGUGGCUCCGACAACCUAUUUAGUAUGUCGCUGCAUUCCACACAUCACCUCUGUUACCGAGUUUCUCAGAAGCGAGAACAAGAACGGCUUGUUACUGUAGCUGGUGAUAUAACGUGCGGCUUCUCAGCUUGCCCGUCCAAACCAAUCCGAGAACCGUUUAGGAGCGAUUCGUUACAAGCUGCUGCGUUAGAGGCCUCCGCACCAGCAUCUUCGUUACUGACACACUGCGCUGCAGCACCUCCAAGGGUUCACGAGAUGCCCGACGAGCUGCUGCGGCAAAUCUUCAGCCGUCUGAGUGUGUCUGACUUCCCCCGCGUGGCAGCAGUGUGCCAUCAGUGGCACACACUAGCUCUGGACCCUUCGCUGUGGUCGGCUGCCUUCUGCCGCUGCCACUGCCUGCUCUCCCUGGGCCUGCCCCCCUCCACCGCCUCGCUCCCCGCCAUGCUCGCCGCACAUGCUGCUGCUGCUGGCGGCCCUGCUGGUGCUGCUGCUGCUGUUGAUGCUGAUGCUGAUGGUGGUGCCGGCUGCACCAACGCUGCUGCUGGUGUUGCUGCUGGCUGCGCUGCAGUCGGAGCAGAAGCGAGAGAGAAUCCUGGAAAAUGUGUGGCGCUGGGGCAUUCUGCAGCUGUAGCGCGGGCGUCAGCUGUAGCGCCUACAGCAGCAGAAGCAGCAUGGCCAUCACCAGCAACCGCAGCACUGGAGGCGAAGGGAAGUUACACCCAUAUCACUAGCACACACCGCAGAGACCCGCAUUAUGCUGCAGCAGUAUCUGUUCAAGGCAUUGCCGACAGCCAUGCCAGGCGCCAUAGGAACUCGGCGCUGCUCUGCCCUCCCCCCUCCUCCUCCCCCCCUGCUCUGACAGGCCGGCGCUGCUUCCUUUCUGUCUUCUCGCUCCUCGCCUCCCCUGAGUUCGCCCUCUCGCACCCCAUCGCCCGCACCGACUCCGUUGCCAGCCUGGCUGUGCGCUUUCACGUGCAGGCCAUGGACAUCCGCCGCCUGAACAACAUCAUGAGUGACCACGCCAUCCACACGCGCACGCGCCUCCUUAUCCCCAUCCCUUCCUGCCGCCGCCCGGUUGAGCUGCCCGGGCGGCACUGUGCCGUCCAGUUUGACUGCCACGCACGGCGGGAAGUGCUGCUGGUGUUCCGGGAGGGGGAGGAGGGGGAGAUCCAGCGGGCGUAUGGAGAGACGCAGAGGGGCAGGCCCUCAGCAGCGCGGGGCACUGCGCAGGUGGUUUCUCUGUUGCAGAGGGCCCUGCAGGUGGACGAGGCCACAGCGCGGUAUUACCUGGGGGAGUCGGUCGGCGACGUGCGGGCGGCAGUGGCACUGUUCAUGGAGGACCAGCAGUGGGAGCGGGCGCAGGCACACGCGGGGGAGAGGAGGAGCCUCGCGAAUGGCGGCGGGAGAGGGAAGGGAUGGGGUAUGGCAAGGGGGUGAAAGGCUCUAGUGGUUUUUGGUGCCCACACUCAUGUCUGGCCGUGCAGUGGCGCGGAUGCAAUGCAAACCAAUGUGUCGAGUCCCACAUGUGAAACACAUUGCAUGACAUACACCGGCCCAUCAGGCCUCUGGAUAGGAUAAGAAGUACCGUAAUCCCCCGUAUAAAACACCCGCCGGAAUUAAGCUCCCCCGGGUAGCUUGAGCGGGUAUGGGUGUUUAAUUUAACUGGAUUUAGUUACCACCCUACCCUUGGCCUUGAAAACAUUUCACCAC